This is a messenger RNA of Leptopilina heterotoma, 2418 nucleotides long. Its product is annotated as poly(A)-specific ribonuclease PARN-like. Lineage: Eukaryota; Metazoa; Arthropoda; Insecta; Hymenoptera; Figitidae. Bases 203 to 1768 code for a protein of 521 amino acids. Gene Ontology annotation, molecular function: poly(A)-specific ribonuclease activity; metal ion binding; RNA binding. Gene Ontology annotation, cellular component: cytoplasm; nucleus. The record is from RefSeq and is a predicted model, not a curated record. Gene Ontology annotation, biological process: nuclear-transcribed mRNA poly(A) tail shortening. The transcript is spliced from 11 exons.
GUGACUGUCGGAAUUCUUCUGGAAACAUAACCUCAAACCGCGAUCGUUUACCGCUCACCUGCUGCAAUAAUUUUUAUUUAAUUUAAAAAGUUUUUAAUCAAUAGUUUUAAAAAAAUUGGUUUUUUACACUAACGUUAAAUAACUAUUUGUAUUUCUUUACUUUUUGUAUUCACUUUUACAAGAAAAACGAACGAAAUUAAAAAUGGAAGUUGUUCGUACAAACUUUCAAGAUGUUAUGGAGGAAUUAGACAAGGUUCUGGAAGAAGCUUCAUUUCUUUGCAUUGACACAGAAUUUACGGGUUUAAAUGUGGGACCCGACAGUACACCUUUCGAUUCACCAGCACAGUAUUAUUCAAGAAUAAGAUCAGGUUCAAUGAAUUUUCUCUUGGUUCAAUUUGGACUUUCAGUUUUUACAUUCGAGAAUAAAACGAAAAAAUACAGUCAACGUUCUUAUAAUUUUUAUGCAUUUCCACAUCCUCUUAAUCGUGGCGCACCUGAUUGUCGGUUUAUUUGCCAAGCUUCGAGCAUAUCAUUCCUCGCCAGCCAAGGUUUUGAUUUCAAUAAAUUAUUCAACUCCGGCAUUCCAUUUUUAACAAAAAAUGAAGAGGAAAGACUACAAAAGAAAAUGGAGGAUAAACAGAAAAUUCGUGAGGAGGGACAAGAAUUUAUUCCUAUUCCCGAUCACGAUAAGCCUCAAAUCGAGGAAAUUCUAUCGAAAAUUAGCGAGUUCAUUAAAUCGGACGCAGAAAAGCUUUCAAUCGAUAGAUGUAAUGCAUUUAUUCGACGACUUGUUUAUCAAGAAGUAAAGAGAAAAUGGCCGAAGAAGCUUCAUUUAGAUUUUAAAGCAGAAGGUCUGAACCAAAUUUUAGAAGUGACGAAAGUGGGAACAAAAGAGGAGGAAGAGAAAAAAGUUCUUGAACAAAAAGAAAAGGAACGAUUAGAGAUGAAAGAGGCAAUUGGCCUAAGCGCAUUGUUAAAGAAAAUCUCUAGUUCGGGAAAAUUAAUUGUUGGACACAAUAUGUUACUGGAUCUGUGUCACGUUAUUCGACAAUUUUUUAAUCCAUUACCCGAAACUUAUUCUGAAUUUAAAGCUCUCGUCCAUGGACUUUUUCCCAAAAUAAUUGACACGAAAAUAAUCAGUCAAUCGACGCAAUUGAAAGAUAAAGUUCCUUUAACGAAUCUACAGUAUCUUUUGGAUACUUGUAGUAAAGAGCCGUUUUCAAUUCCGGAGGUGAUUCCGGUAAAAGAUCGCAGUUAUUCAACUUCGAUAGAAAAAAGUCACGAAGCCGGAUAUGACGCAUAUAUGACUGGCUUAUGCUUCAUAGCCAUGAAAAAUUAUCUCGGUACUUUGGAAAGUCCUGCAGUAGAUACGGUUCUUUGCGACUCGCCGUUAUUAAAUCCGUUUUUGAACAAACUCGUCAUCGUUAGGUUAAAAGACGUGCCACAUAUUAACUUAGUUGGAAAUGAUCCCACACCCAGUAGAGAUCAUGUAUUUUACAUAACGUUUCCACGUGAAUGGAAAGGAAAUGACAUAUCAAAACUUUUCACUUCUUAUGGUGGUGUUUUUGUUUCCUGGUUGUCUGAUACGUCGGCCUUUGUUAGUUUGUACAAAAGAGAUCAAGUGAAAAAUGUUCUCAAGAAUGUGAAGAAUACGAAAUUUUUCCAUAUUAAAAAAUUCGCCGAACAUCAAAAAGCAAUAGAACCAGCGGAGCAAGGACUACGAAAACGUAAAUUAGAAUCGACCGAGAAUAAACUUAGAUUUAUAUGAACACAUAUGAGUUGAGUGUGCGCAAAACGAACAAACAAAAAAAAAAAAUUCCAAAGAUUUUCAAGGAAGGGAGAAGACAAUUUUUUUCGUAAUAAAUCACAUAAAAUGUGAAUGAAGCGCAGCGCGUGCAAGCUGCCUUCACUCGACAGUCAUGAUUCAAACGUUAAAGCGAAAUACAGUACUAUGCAAAUUAGCGUUGUGUCGCAUAUACGAUAGUGUACCUGCAAUCCCGAUGUUUAUUCCUAUCUAUAUUUGGAGUAUGGAUUACAAGACAUUGAGAGAAUGAAAAGAAAGCUCAUAGGGAAAAAGAGUGUGUGUAUGUGUAUUUUUUUUGUGUGUAUGCGAGAAAGAGAGAAAGAGACAAUGUUUCCUGAACAUUUCAAGACACUAUCAACCUUUUGUAUGGGGAAAAAUCACUUGUUUCUCUUUAUAUACUGUAGAAAAGUUCAUAAAUUUAAAAACACGAUGGACAAUGUGUUCUUGAAAGAUGAACACAGAAUUUUCAGAAUUAAUGUACGAUGAAAACGAAUUUAUUAAAAUUUUAUUUUAAUAUUAUGCUAAUAUAGUAGAGAAAAUUGCGCUUUUUUUAAAAAUACUUUUCACGACUGUAUAGAAAAAUGGAAAUAAAAUAUUAUGUAUUUUUUACAGUA